Molecule: messenger RNA, 261 nt
Organism: Macrosiphum euphorbiae (potato aphid)
Lineage: Eukaryota; Metazoa; Arthropoda; Insecta; Hemiptera; Aphididae
Source: the annotation of a GenBank genome assembly
AUGUUGAAAGGUCGCUGGAGAUGCCUUUGCAAACAAAGGAUGUUGCAUUAUAAGCCAACAAUUGCAAGUAAAAUUAUAAAUGCCUGCGCAGUUCUCCACAAUAUUUGUAUUGACAAUUUUGAUGCCGUUGGUGAAGAUGAAGAAUAUGAUGAACCUUAUAAUGCCAAUGACUUAGUACAUUUUCCAGCAGGAAAUGCUCUUCACACAGAGGGUAAUAAUAAUCGAUCAGAAAUUAUGGAUUAUAUAAAUCGUGUUCAAUAA